UACGCAGCGCGCGUUUCCGCUAGAUAAUAGUAUCGCGCGCAUUACGGCACACGCGCGUGUUUUUCCGCGUUGUCAACAACAAAGGGUCCGAUCGCGGCGAGACAGCCGCGAGAAGGUAUACCACGUCGUCGCGCUCAUGGCAGAUCAUGAGGUCGUCGAAGCGAAAAGCAGCUGGAUUUGGGGAUGGUUUAGCUGGUCUGGAUCGUCUUCAACCAUGUUACGUACUGUGGAAAAAAAGAUUCUGUCAUGUUUAAAAACAGCGUAUAGAGGAUGGUAUGUGGAUAUUGGACCAGUAGUGGGUCCGGCGGAUAAAAUAUGGACUAUUUCAUUGAAUGAAGAAUCACCAAAGACACCAAUUGUUCUAUUACAUGGUUUAGGAUCUGGAGUAGCAUUAUGGUGUUUAAAUCUGGACGCACUUGCAUCUCAGAGACCAGUAUAUGCCAUUGAUUUAUUAGGAUUUGGUAGGAGUAGCAGACCUGUUUUCAGCCAUGAAGCACAAAAAGCUGAAGAACAAUUAGUACGUUCCGUAGAAGAAUGGAGAAGGGAAAUGCAACUAGAAAAUUUUGUAUUAUUAGGUCAUUCAAUGGGUGGCUUUCUUGCAGCAUCUUAUGCUAUGCAAUAUCCUGAAAGAGUAAAACAUCUCAUACUAGCUGAUCCAUGGGGCUUUCCUGAAAAGCCAGCUGAUGCUGCUACAAAGGCAAACAUACCAAUAUGGGUUAAAGCUAUAGCGUUUGCAGUGCAGCCGUUGAAUCCUUUGUGGGCAGUUAGAGUUGCUGGACCAUUUGGACAGUGGCUCAUUGAGAAGACAAGACCUGACAUAGUGAAGAAGUUUUCUCCCCUAUUAAAGGAUGAUACUGCUGUUAUUUCGCAAUAUAUACAUCAAUGCAAUGUGCAGACACCAUCAGGUGAAAGUGCAUUUCAUGCAAUGAUGUAUGGUUUUGGGUGGGCCAAAAAUCCUAUUGUCAAACGGAUGCACAAGUUAAGAGAUGAUAUACCUAUAACAUUACUAUAUGGUAGUAGAUCUUGGGUUGAUAAUUCAGCUGGUGAAAUGAUUAAACAGAAUCGAUCUUCAUCGUACGUUAACGUACAGGUAAUUACUGGAGCUGGCCAUCAUGUUUAUGCGGACAAAAGUGAAACCUUCAAUAAAUACGUACUGGAAGCAUGCGCAUUAAGUGAUUCGAUACCUCGCUUAACAUCAUCAAAUUUACGUUCGUAUGCUAAAUUCACUAGUGAAGAAAUAGACAUGACCUUACCUAACGAAACGCUUGAAACACGUAGACCCGAAGAACAAAAAGUAGACACAUCAGGAUCAACUAAGAUUUAAUUAAAAUCCAAUAAUUUAAAAAUAUUUUCAUAAAACAGAAUGUUCCACUCUAUUAUUACUAGUACAAAGAACUAUAUGGUAAUUGCAUAUUGUAAUGUAAUGGAGAAUACCGCAUACGCGAUAUAUUAAACAUAAAAAUAAGUUUUUAAUUUUUCGUUUACGUUGUGUGACAGAGCAACCUUAUAUAUAAUAUACAAAUAUGAUAUUGUAAAAAUGUAAACUGAUAGACGUUGGCUUUAUGUGAUAAUUGUAGAUAUUGCAUAAUUUACAUAUUCCGCUUUCAGUUCGGAAAUUAUGACAAUGUAUUCUGCAAAUAUGUGGAAUUUAUAGAAGAAUAAUCUUGCCAUAAGUAAGAUUUACAUUCUUUAUAAUCGUCAAUUUUGAUCACAAUUGAUUAAAUUCUUAUCAUAUAAUGCUAUAAGAAAUUUCUAUAAGUCAAAGCGAUCAAAGAGCUUGUAUAUGACAUGUAAUUAUGUGAUAAAGGGUUUGUACAUUAUGUACAGUCUUACUUAUAGAUGUAGUAAAUAUAAACUGUGCGCGCGUAAUGUAAGCUACAUAUCCUAUCUUAACCACAAAAAAUUCAUGCAUCAAAAUUAGAAAGAAAGUGGCAAUAUUUCAAGAGUCUGUUCAUCAUUUUUUAAUUAGAGUGAAAUCGUUUCCAUAGUGAUCAGAAUCUUAUAUCUUAUAUUUGAGAGAGAGUCGGACUCUCCAAAACUCUUUCUAAUUGUGGCGCAAUGCUUGAUUGAUACGCCUGUGCAGUCUUUACUUACUAUGUUUAUGGUCUCACCUUUGUUAAAACAGACUAAUGUCCAGAAAAUAGUGACUAGUCUUUUUAUUGUUUUUAAUUGCAUUAUCUCGUACCUAUAGCAAGAUUAUGUAUAUUGUACAAUACAGUUUAUUAUUAAUAAAUUAUUUAUUGUACACUAACGCGCAAAGAAAGUUGAACAUUAGUAUUAUAUUUAUAUUGAAUAAUAAAGAUUGUU
This is a messenger RNA of Formica exsecta, 2307 nucleotides long. RefSeq names its product protein ABHD4 (gene puml). The record is from RefSeq and is a predicted model, not a curated record. The transcript has 7 exons. Gene Ontology annotation, cellular component: lipid droplet. The coding region runs from base 137 to 1324 and encodes 395 amino acids. NCBI's taxonomy places the organism in Eukaryota, Metazoa, Arthropoda, Insecta, Hymenoptera, Formicidae.